AUGGUUGGAUCGGAGGCGUUGGAGGUGCCCCAAGUGACCGGUGGCAGCCGCGAUGAGAGCCUCGGCCCUCGCCUGAUGCCUCUUCUGCUGCCAAAAAUGAUCAACAAGUCCCGAGGGAAGAUACUCGGGGUGCUGGCGCUGUUCCUGGUGAUGGUUUGGUACUCGAUCUACCGCGAGGACGGGUACACGCAGCUCUUCUAUUUCCCCGUGCAAGACAACAAGACGACGUGUCCCCUGGGCGAGCUGGAGCGCAAAGCGGCACAGCUCAUCGGGAACUACACCAGGGAGCACCCCCUCUUCUUGCAGCUGAAGGACUACUUCUGGGUGCGGACGCCCUCGCUUUAUGAGCUGCCCUACGGCACCAAGGGAAGCGAAGACGUCCUCCUGCGCUUGCUGGCCAUCACCCACUACUCCCUGCCCGAGAGCAUCCAGAGCCUGAAGUGCCGGAGGUGCGCGGUGGUGGGCAACGGCCACCGGCUCCGCAACAGCUCCAUGGGGGAGACCAUCAACGCCUACGACGUGGUCAUCAGGUUGAACAACGCCCCCGUCCACGGGUACGAGCAGGACGUGGGCUCCAAGACCACCAUGCGCCUCUUCUACCCCGAAUCGGCCCACUUCAACCCCAGGACGGAGAACAACCCCGACACUCUGCUGGUGCUGGUGCCCUUCAAGCCCAUGGACUUCCAGUGGAUGGAGGCCAUCCUCAACGACAAGAAGAGGGUGCGGAAAGGCUUUUGGAAGCAGCCCCCGCUGAUCUGGGACGCCGACCCCGAGCAAGUGCGGGUCCUCAACCCUUACUACAUGGAAGUGACCGCUGCUAAGCUGCUGCACCUCCCCAUGAGGCAGCCGCGGAAAGUCAAGCAGAAGCCCACCACGGGGCUGCUGGCCAUCACCCUGGCGCUGCACUUCUGCGACCUGGUGCACAUCGCGGGCUUCGGCUACCCCGACUCGGCCAACAAGAAGCAAACCAUCCACUACUACGAGCAGAUCACACUCAAGUCCAUGGCCGCGUCGGAGCACAACGUCUCUCACGAGGCGGUGGCCAUCAAGCGGAUGCUGGAGCUGGGCCUCGUCAAGAACCUCACCCACUUCUGA
Molecule: messenger RNA, 1095 nt
Organism: Mesitornis unicolor (brown roatelo)
Lineage: Eukaryota; Metazoa; Chordata; Aves; Mesitornithiformes; Mesitornithidae
Gene: ST3GAL4
Product: ST3 beta-galactoside alpha-2,3-sialyltransferase 4
Exons: 11
Coding region: 1-1095 (364 amino acids)
Biological process (GO): glycolipid biosynthetic process
Molecular function (GO): sialyltransferase activity
Source: RefSeq, a predicted model, not a curated record